Messenger RNA from Toxotes jaculatrix (banded archerfish), 874 nucleotides. Its product is annotated as pentraxin-related protein PTX3-like. The transcript is spliced from 2 exons. The coding region runs from base 40 to 816 and encodes 258 amino acids. The record is from RefSeq and is a predicted model, not a curated record. Gene Ontology annotation, molecular function: complement component C1q complex binding. Gene Ontology annotation, biological process: innate immune response. Lineage: Eukaryota; Metazoa; Chordata; Actinopteri; Toxotidae.
AACAGAUUCUUUCUGUUACAACACGUUCAGAGCUUCAUCAUGCAUGUGUUCAGGAUCUGGCAUGUGCUGUGUGUGCUUGGCUUCGUGGUUGCAUCCUUAUGUGUGAACGAGGUUGAGUUUGAACAGAACUACGCAGACAACUAUGACAAUGAGAUUUCUCAGGACCAGCAGGAGGGGGACUCUCCAACCACACCAUGCCAGGCCGCAGAUUUCUCCCGCUGGGACAAGCUUUUCAUCGCUCUGGAGGACUCCCACAUGAGGCAGAACAUGCUGCUGCAGUCUCUGGAGCAGUGCUGUGGAGGAAUGGUCUCUCUCAGGACUCAAGUGGAGAAGCUGGCCAGGGGGGCAUGCCAGCAGUGCGUACCCACCAUGGCGUCAGCUUGCAGGGCACAAGCAGAGCAGACGAGUCUUAGGUUGCAACAAGGUCUGGUGGAGCUCAGAGAGGAGGAAGCAGAGAGGGAGAGGAGGUUAAAUUCUACCUUGGAGAUGCUCCUGCACAGUAGUCAUGAGGAGAAUGCACGGCUGAAGCGGCUGGAGGAAAGUAGUGGUCACAGAAAGGUGCCAUCAGGACCAACAGACAGCAGGAUGGGACACCAACCAACACCAAGACCUGGAGGUUUAGGGUCAGUUUUUACUCCGGGGAUGAAGCCGUUCCCAUCUGGGCUGAAAGAGCAGGAAGUGACUUCACCGCUGGACAUGGCCUCGAUGGAAAGAGCCCUGGUUGCCAUAGCAACAGAGCUGCAGAGGGUUCACCUGCAGCUGAGCAGAGUGAUAGAGCAGGCAGGAACAUUGAGGAAGGACAGAGGAGACACAUAAAUUGUCCUGAGGGAAAGAAUAGUAAAAGAUUUACUGGGAACACUCCAGUGGUGAUGAU